Drepanopeziza brunnea f. sp. 'multigermtubi' MB_m1 is the source of this 1101-nucleotide messenger RNA. RefSeq lists its product as uncharacterized. Gene Ontology annotation, biological process: transmembrane transport; water transport. The record is from RefSeq and is a predicted model, not a curated record. Gene Ontology annotation, cellular component: plasma membrane. Lineage: Eukaryota; Fungi; Ascomycota; Leotiomycetes; Helotiales; Drepanopezizaceae. Gene Ontology annotation, molecular function: water channel activity.
AUGGGUGAUCGCCUGCUGAGUCCCGCCGUCAUGAACGACAAUAGAUUGGGGUCGUUGGUCCGGGCUCCGACGGUUUCCAGUCGCGACAGUACCAGCCUCGCUCGCGCCGAUCCUCUGAAGAAGAUGUUUAGAGGCCUGUUCAAACUCAUUCAUCCCUCUGCGCGUGGCCACGUUGUGGGCUUCCUCGGCGAGUUUCUCGGUACCCUCAUUUUCGUCACGCUCGCAUUUGCAGGUGUCGGGACUGCUGGUGCUUCGUCGAACAAGGACCAAGGGGAAGGCGUCUCAACUGCUCCUCCUGCGGCCUCUCCGUCCCAGCUGCUAUAUGCUGCGCUCUCCGCCGGCUUUGCUCUGGUAGUUACUGCGUGGACGUUCUUCCGCAUCAGUGGUGGGUUGUUCAAUCCCGUGAUCUCUCUGGGUAUGGCCCUCAUCGGCGCAAUUACUUGGGCGCGAUGUGCACUCCUCUGCGUCGCCCAGACUGCCGCAACAAUUGCCGCCUCGUACGUUGUUUACGGGCUAUUCAACGGCGGUCUCAAUGCUGGUACAAAGCUCGGAGGUGGAACUAGCCCUGCUCAAGGAGUUGUGAUUGAGAUGCUGCUAACUGCUCAGCUGGCCUUUGUCAUUUUCAUGCUCGCCGCGGAACAACAUGCUGCUACCUAUCUCGCUCCGGUCGGUAUUGGCAUGUCGUUCUUCGUUGCGCAACUCGUUGGUUUGUUCUGGACCGGUGCUUCACUGAACCCAGUCCGAUCCUUGGGACCAUGCAUUGUCAAUCAUUCCUUCCCGAGCUACCAUUGGAUCUACUGGGUGGGACCAAUCGCGGGCGUUAUACUUGCUGUCAUCGUCUACAAGCUUGUUAAGGCCUUGGAAUACGAGUUGGUCAACUUCGAGGACCACGGUGAUCUCGAUCUGCCAAGAACCAGAAGCCGAAAGUCUUCCUCUAUACUUGCGGUCGGGAACAUCCACUCAGGAUACGAAGCUGUCAGAGUGCCUCCGAAGCCACAGCCUAUCCCAGCUGCACCCACCGUGACGGCCGAGCCACGCAAACAAGCUGCUGGAGAAAAGAAGGACCAGAUUGAGGAGCUUCCGGAAUGCUUUGCGGACUGA